Messenger RNA from Rhipicephalus sanguineus (brown dog tick), 2619 nucleotides. RefSeq names its product transposable element P transposase. NCBI's taxonomy places the organism in Eukaryota, Metazoa, Arthropoda, Arachnida, Ixodida, Ixodidae. The record is from RefSeq and is a predicted model, not a curated record.
AUGGGGGAGGGUGCCGCCGGUGGGGAUGAAUACCCGCGGUGGCCGCCAGGGGCGCUGUCAUCUAGCUUCAUCGAACACAAGUACUCAUUCAGAGGCAUGUCUUUUUCUGAAAAACGCUUGCUGUCAGUGCGGUCAGACGGGAAGUCUUGCGUUUACUGCAAGUACCAGAGGGUUCUCGCCUAUAACCAGACCUGCAAGAGAAAGAAAAGGGGAAAGGAAAGCGCAAGAAAUGAUGCCGAAAAGAAGCUUUGUCAGAACAUUUCUCAAAAUUUGUCGAGAAUCAAGAAGACAUUCGGAAAUGCAAAAACACAGGUAGCUCGUAUGAAAGCGAAGAACGAGGCAGUUUGCGAAGAGGCGUUUGAAAGUAAAAUUAAGUCUCUUCCCGCAAAACAGCAACUGGCUGUCAAGAGCUGUUUCCUUGCUGCACGACGGAAGUCGCAUAAAGGCAUGCAAUACAACGACGAAUGGAUCGUGGAAUGCAUCAUGAUGAAGAUGCGAAGCCCGAAGUUAUACAAACAUCUUCCCAAAGAAGCCAUUAUGGUACUGCCUGGGAGAAGUUGCCUGCGAAGGUACCUACAGCGUUUCAAGGGCGGCUUUGGCCUCAGUGUCAAUAUCUUUAAUGCCUUGACUGAGAAGACGAAGACCAUGGAUGUUUACAGUCGUCAUGGUGGCCUCGUCAUCGACGAGAUCAAGCUUUCCGAGCAUCUAAAUGUAAAAUCGACUGGUCACAUUGACGGCUUUGUCGACCUCGGGGAUCGUACACCUGCUGACCAGAAGAAUGUGCUGGCAGACCAUGGCAUGGUUGUGUUCUUUCAGCCACUCACUGGAAACUGGACACAAAUCCUUGGUGGUUUUGCGUACAAUGCCAAUGGGAAAUCCACGACACUGGCGAAAAUCAUUGUGGAAACGGCCAUCCUUGCAGAAAACGCUGCUCUAUUUGCGGACUGCAAAACGUGCGACUGUGCCAGCUGGAAUAAAAGCAUGUGGCGGCUGUUUGGAAUACAGGGUUCUUCAAGCCAUGUACGGAGCAGCACCAAGCACCCAGUCAAUCCGAAGAGAUAGCUGUUCUGUGUGUCGGAUUUUCCGCACUUAAUGAAAAACAUGAGAAAUGGAUUUGUUGCAAAAGGGUACCUGACAUCAGCCGGGCAUGUCCACAGUGGCAUCAAUCAAGUAGCUUUCGAAGCUAAUAGGAAAAGUGUUACGCUCAAAGUGAUGCCCAGCAUUACAAAUCCACACAUUAAGCCAAACUCUUUCGAAACAAUGAAGACAGACAUUGCAUUUCAGGUCUUCGGCGACCAGGUCAUCAAAGGUUUUUAUGUACAGGAGCACAUUCAGUCUUUAUAAAAGACUGUGCAGCCAACUGUAGAUUGCGAAAUGAAUCGCCUGAUUCGUGUCAUCACAUCACGGACAAGAGAAAAAGCACUCAAGCCCGACAGUCUAAACAUGCACUUCUUGAUAGGGUUCCUUUAGUACUUGAAAGAGUGGGAGCAGCACGCAAAGCCAGCCGGUGGUGGUUUUCUUACAGAAAGCACAGUUUCUGGACUAAGAGUUACUAUCAAGAUGCCCCUUGAUUUGUUGUCCUACCUAACAUCUACACUUCGCUUCAAACAUCUUUUCACGUCCCGUUUAAGCCAGGAUAAGCCAGAGAACCUUUUUGGAAUAAUCAGACAAUCAUCAGGGUGCAAUGACCACCCAACAGUUGCGCAGUUCCUCGUGACUGUCAAUUUGCUAGCGUUUUACAACCUAGCCAAGUGGGCCAGAGGAGGUAACUACGUCAUCAAAGAUCUGCGCAGCCCAAAUGAGCUCUCUACAACAACGAGCUUUGUGGACAGGAUAGACGGCCUUCUUGACCGUGGAAGCAUCAAUGGCACAGAGGACGUCAUCCAGUCGCUCUUGUCUAGUGACCAUCAGAGCUACACGAGAAAAAAGAGUAACAGUGCUUUGAUCUACUAUGUGGCAGGUUACGUUGCACGAAAGUCAUUAGCAAAAAAUUCUUGUCCACAGUGCGCAAGCUGCCUUUGUGUAAGUAAAGCUGAAGCAAGUGCAGACGCUGCCUCAUACUUCACUACUCAUUUUGACAAUGGAGGCCUUGUGUACCCUAGUGAGAACUUGUCAACCGCUGUAAAGGCCAUGUGAGACGCUUUUACUGGUUUCAAAAACAAGCUACAUGAAGCGAGUUUAGCCGACUUUUCAAGCCAGCUGCAGACACUGGCCUUUCCUCAACAAGGAUGCCCACAGCAUGAGAAAGAAGCUUUGGUAGCUGUUGUCAAGUUCUAUGUUCUCUUGAGGUUUGGCUUUUUUGUAGAAGGCAUCAACAAAGAGAGAGAAACAAAAAUGGAACAGAAAACGCUCCUUAAACUGCGCCGCUGCCAUAAGAUCUAUAACUUAAUUCAUUCUUCAUUUCCGCCCCAUCCUCCGGAGCGCACUCUCUGUGGAGAGUCGCCCGCCACCUUAGACCACAUUAUCUUUGGCUGCCCUGCCGAUCCUCUCCCGCAGGGGCAGCCCGCCAUCACAGCAUGGGAGGCCCUCCUUGCGCCGCAGGUUCUGGGCGCACAGCCUCGCUCUGUGGACCGGGGCGCGAGUGCCCUGGCGCUGCUGGGUCUGGUCACGCAGGCGUAA